UAAUUUUGCCUAUGGACAGAUUUUUUGAAUUGUCAAGUAAACAGUUUCAACGUUUACUUUUAACAAAACACUCAGUCGGGAGUCGUGUUGGAAAUGGAUUUAAAGUUAUUCAUAAUUAUUUUCGUUCUUUUCGGUUAUUCAAAAGCUGCCUGGAAUGUUACUUGUGAUUUCGAUUUGGAGGGAAUUGAAAAUAUAAUUAAGUAUCUACCAACUGAAUGCAUAGAAAUAUAUAAACAGGGAGUGGAUUCGGAAUUGUAUCAAGCUUCAUUGAGGGAAUACACAGCAUUUGCAGAUUUUUACAAAAAAUUAGAACGUUACGAACGGCGACCAGGUUCAAAGCCAAAUGAAGUUCCAACACAAAAUACCAAAUUAAGAUUUCAUAUUUAUAAUACAACUUUAUUGAACACUUGCGGUAUUGAUAUCGCAAAUAGGACUGAUUUGACAACGGAUGGAGAUAGGGCAAACAAAUAUUAUGAGUGUUUAUCUUUGAAGAGGGAUGAAAUGAUAAAGUUGAUUCCAAAGUGAAUCACUUGGGUAUCAGAUAGUUUAAGGUGUUAAGUUAAUAAAGUAA
This is a messenger RNA of Eupeodes corollae, 571 nucleotides long. RefSeq lists its product as uncharacterized. The coding region runs from base 94 to 525 and encodes 143 amino acids. NCBI's taxonomy places the organism in Eukaryota, Metazoa, Arthropoda, Insecta, Diptera, Syrphidae. The transcript is spliced from 2 exons. The record is from RefSeq and is a predicted model, not a curated record.